CGAGUGUACCGGACAGGUCAGAACCUGGAGGGCAGGGCGUCCGUCCUCGGGAUCCUCGUGGGCAACGGCAGGAGCAGCGCUGCUUUCAUAAGGUGUCUGGUCUCCAAGCUCACUUCUGUUUGAAAUUCAACUUUAGUGGCCCUGGAACCAAGAAAGUAAUUUUCAAAAUAGCAUUGUUUCCAGUGCAAUAUUUUCUUUAAUGAAACAGGAAAAACAGGUACGCAGUGGGGUGAGAGAGGAAGCCAGGCUCCCCGGCUCCUUGCACAGGUCUGCCCCCCACAUACGGCAGCCCCAGGUGGCACAAAGCCCAGCAGUGAGCCCUGAGGCAGGAGCAGGAUGUCAGGACCCUCAGCCGGGCCUUCCUCACCCAGGCGGGGCCUCCAGGGGUGCAGCUGGUGAGGCAGGGUGGGACCGGGUCCUGCUUAGGCUCGGCAUGGAGAGGUGCGGAAGGGCAGGUUUGAAAAGACUUUUGGCAGCGUUGUGGCUACGGAUUUCACUACGUGAACAAACUCUUCCCCUGUCACAGCUCUGCGGUCCACCCGUUCACCGCCUGCGCUUCCUUUUGCUUCCUUUGCACUGUUUGCUGGUAACAUUUUCAAAACAUGCGAGUGAAUGAGAAUUAGUCUCUCACGGGCCGUGGCAGCCGACCCGCCCCUGAGCCCUUGCCCAUGCCCCCUCUCGGGCUCCUCUUCGGCUGUGGCCGCUGGAUGUGCUCCGCUGCGUGCUUUUACAGCAGGGACCUUUCCAUGCGUCCUGGACUUCUGCACCCGGCUUGCCACCGACCUGCAGGAGACGCGCAUGAGACAGCUCACGUCGAUUCUCACCUCGUCUCGGGCACAUGAUGAAUUACUGUCUGGUACGUUCUGGGGUGCGAGUGAAUUUCUGCGGUCCCCCAGGCAGCUUACCUCGAAUUAGGUGCUGCUGUUUCAGAUGCAAUUUGUCUCCAUUAGACUCGGCGCUGGCCCUGCUUGUCCUGGGCAGUUAGCGUGACUGGAGCAGCUCGUAGCUGUGUGCUGGCGGGUCGCAGGCGUGCCCUCCAGGCGCGGCCGCCUGUGCGUCUGAGUAAUAGCCAAUCUCCCCUUCCUGCCGUUUUGCGCUUGUUACAUUAGCUCUGGUAUUAUUUCCUUGGUAAUUUUCUGCCAAGGCUGCUUCUGUCUUUACCUAUAUAUUUUUUCAAUAGUGCAAGAGGCACGAGUGAUAAAGAACCAGUUAGGCUCCUGAAAUCCACAUGGUCUGAACAUUUCUGAAUGAUUGAACAACUGUCUUCUACAUUAAAAGUUCAAGAGGUCAAGGAGCAUGGUGCACUAGGAGUGUGUGAUACACAGCAGCCCCUGAAUCCUCGAAGCAGCAGACCGGAGAAGGCGGGGAGGACACAAGCCUGUGGCCUUGCUCCGCCGGGGCUCCUGUGGCAUCGUGAUGCUGGCCAUGGCCAACCUCUGGCACCGUGAGCCCGGGAAACCCUUCUCCUAGAGGUCGGUUUUCACACAGACAGAAGUUGGAAUGCAGCUGUGUUGGUCUGAACUGACCUCAGAGUUUCGUGCAGACAGAUUCUGAGCCAGGAACCAGACUGUAGACCUGGUAUUUCAAAAUAUAUUCCUGUGGUAAUGGAAGGAGAACACACCUACAACAACGGCCAACUUACACUGGAAUUCCAGCCCUGUAAUUUACCAGUUAAGAGACUCUGAGAUACAUAAGUGAAAACACUGACUGUAUCUAUAAGGCACCUCCAGAAGAUUUUGCUAUUUUACUGAAAAUAAGUAAGUUUAGUUUGGGAUCCACAACUCCUCUAAUCCUAUGCCUAAGGCGACUGAAGUCUUGCAUAGCUCCUUUUUACAGUCCCUGUCCCUUAGUUUGGAGAGGGAGGCCAGGAGAGAGAGAGGAAGUUCUUGGCUGGAGCACCCAAGUUGCCACCCAUGACCUGGGGGGAGUGCACAGCUUGGUGUGUGGGGUCCAUCCACAGCCUAACAGAGGAUCUAUUCCCCUCGCCAACCUUUGGAUGUGACCUCAGACGGGAUGAGGAGCUUAGCGAGGGCGUGAGGACCGUUCAACCCUUUUUUGUUCUCAUGGGAGCCGUUUAUGAUCCCCAUGCCCUUUGCAGGCAUCUGAGCCCUGGCCAUGGUGCGUCCUCCCAGGCUCUCACACGUGCUGGAGCCCUUGGCGGUGGCCAGCUGCCAUGCACGGUGAAGGCUGCAUUCCUGGAGGAGCCUCUCAGCCGGGGGAUGGGUCUUUGUCUUCGUUCUCAAGGUUUGUUUAACCCAAGACCGUGGGUCGACAUCCUCCUCCCUGAGGUCUCAGAUCUGCAGCCCUGUCCUCUGGAGUCACCCUGAGCGUUCAUGCACAGGUGAUGGUGCAAAGUAGCACUUGGAUAAAGUGUUCAGAUGCGAAUCCAGCCCUGUCUGCCUUGGGUCAGUCCAGUGUUUGGUCUGAGUCUCCGUGGCUGUGGUUGACAGUGACUGGGUUUGCACAGGAGGUCCCCGGAGCUCACUGACAGCACCCACAUCUGCAGGCCUCUCUCGCUGUCUUGGUAAGCACCGGCCUCCCCCGAGCCCGCUCCGAGCACCACGCCUGUUCUGCAAAGCUGUCCUGGGUGCUUUGGUGUGAGUCUCACUGAGGGAAACCACCGGGAGAAGCGUGCUUUGGUGGCCGCUCUCUGUGUUCCCACAGCCCCUGCUGUCCUUGUAUCUGAGUGGCUAAGGACCGACCUGGACCCCCAUGGUGAGGAUGGUUGUCUCCAAACUGGCAAAAGAGAGGUGAAAAAUUCAGUUCCCACACAUGAGCUCCUGGCUCUGGUGUCCGGGAGUCCUGAGGAGCUGGUUGGAUUUUGUCUUGCCCGGAGAACUGUGGUAGCUUUGGCUCCUGUGUAACUCCUGCAAGAGCAAUUCCAUUCCCCAGCAGGAUCCAUGAGCUCUGCACACCUCAAGCUGAUCUGACUGAAGAUCACGCCUUUUACGCAUGAGUCCAUCCCGAAAACUGACGAUAGAAAGUAUCUGGAAGCACAGUACAGUUUCCGUGGCUGCCACUGGGGCAAGGAAACUCCUGCCUGGCGUUGGGCCGGGAGGCCUGGGCACCGGAGGAAGCUGGCUGCGGGGCACGGCAGGAGGGAGCAGCCGGAGCUCCACGCAGCCCCUGAGUCAGGGCUGCACCCGGAGAACCAGAGCCGCAAGCUGCCCGGCCCCAGGAGCCUCUGAGCGGAUGGGUGAGAAAGGAGUGCUGGAUCGGCUGAGGAAGCCGACGCCAGUGCCCAGUGCAGACGGUUUGCUGCGGAGGGGUCUCCAGCACACGCUCUUCAGGGCUUGUCCGACUUCCCCCAGGUCUCUGGAGACCAGCAAAGGAUGCGAGAAGUAUGAGGCCAAGCUGCCGUCAGUGGAUGGAGAAUGCUCAGAAAAGAAAAGUGCAGGUCAGAUAAGCAGCAAAGCCCAGCUCGGCGCCAGGAGCCCCAACCCGGCGGAAAGAGCGCCUGUGUUCUUUCACAUCCAAGGAAAGCACAGUGGAGCGGCAGCAAGCUCCCGAGAAGGCUUCAGAGGUGGCGUUGAAGCCGGGGGCGCCGGGAGAGGGUCCGUGGAUCUGCUCGAGCGUUAAAGUGCUGUGGCGCUCACACUCCUCUGUUGGAACGGGGUCGGCCGAGGACUUGCUCGGGCGGGACGCACGUGGGUCUGUCCGGGGUGUGGCCUCUUCUGGGUUGUCCUCCAUGUCUCUGUGGGCAUCUCAGCCUCUGCCCAGGUGACCGAACCCAGGAGUGAGAGCUGGUGACACCACUGCUUCUGUGCUUUCAAGAUGAAAUAAAGCAGUGUCUUUCAAAGCUGUGUA
Chinchilla lanigera (long-tailed chinchilla) is the source of this 3807-nucleotide messenger RNA. RefSeq lists its product as uncharacterized. The transcript is spliced from 8 exons. Bases 2953 to 3579 code for a protein of 208 amino acids. NCBI's taxonomy places the organism in Eukaryota, Metazoa, Chordata, Mammalia, Rodentia, Chinchillidae. The record is from RefSeq and is a predicted model, not a curated record.